AUGGCGAGCGGCGCCGCCGCGCCCGGGGGCUCGGGCUCGGGCUCGGGCUCGGGCUCGGGCACGGCGCUGCCCACCCGCUUCCAGGAGACCGAGAAGCUGCUGGCGGCGACCGAGGGCCGGGAGGAGAAGGGCCUCCGCGGCUCCAAAUCCUUCACGGCCGCCUUGCCCGGCGAGGCGGAGCGCAACGGGCACGGGCUCGCCUACAAGUCGGUGUCGGUCGGGCACCUGGAGGCGGCCCCGCUCUCGCCGUCCCGGCUCAGCCUGGGCAGAGCCUCCUCCACGGCCACCAGCACGGCGGCACCGGAGCAGGGCCGCCCGCGGGACUACCUGGUGCUCGCCAUCUUCUCCUGCUUCUGCCCCGUCUGGCCCAUCAACGUCGUGGCCCUCGUCUUCUCCAUCAUGUCGAGGAACAGCGGGCAGCAAGGGGACAUGGACGGAGCCCGGCGACUCGGCCGCAUGGCCAGGCUGCUCAGUGUCGUCUCCAUUAUCCUGGGGACCAUCAUCAUCGUGCUCUACGUUUCACUCAGCGUCAGAGCUUCCUAG
Molecule: messenger RNA, 543 nt
Organism: Gavia stellata (red-throated loon)
Lineage: Eukaryota; Metazoa; Chordata; Aves; Gaviiformes; Gaviidae
Gene: TRARG1
Product: trafficking regulator of GLUT4 (SLC2A4) 1
Exons: 3
Coding region: 1-543 (180 amino acids)
Cellular component (GO): membrane
Source: RefSeq, a predicted model, not a curated record